Acanthosepion pharaonis is the source of this 771-nucleotide messenger RNA. The record is from the annotation of a GenBank genome assembly. Lineage: Eukaryota; Metazoa; Mollusca; Cephalopoda; Sepiida; Sepiidae.
AUGACAUCUAUCUAUCUAUCUAUCUAUCUAUCUAUCUAUCUAUCUAUCUAUCUAUUUUUUUUCAUUAUCUAUCUAUCUAGCUAUAUCUAUCUAUUUAUCUCAAUCUUCAGCAGCUAUCUACUUAACUCUGUUAUCUAUCUAUCUAUCUAUCUAUCUAUCUAUCUAUCUAUCUAUCUAUCUAUUCAUUCUGUUAUCUAUCUAUCUUCAUCUAUCUAUCUAUCUAUCUAUCUAUCUAUCUAUCUAUCAGCUCUAAAACUGGCGCUAGGCAAUCUUCUUAUUUCCUGUCAGUUUGUGAACUUAGAAUGUAUAUCUCCCCACAUCUCUCUAUAUGAAUCUAUCUAUCUAUCUAUCUAUCUAUCUAUCUAUCUAUGUCCCGAAUUUUUAAGUCGAUUUUUCAAGUCUGUUCAUUAUCUAUCUAUCUAUCUAUCUAUCUAUCUAUCUAUCUAUCUAUCUAUCUAUCUGUCGAAUUUUAUGUCAAUUUCACUAGGUGAACAAGCAAACGUUCAAGUUGUAAAAUUGGCGCAACACAAUUGUCUUAUAUCAAAGCAGUUAAUAUGUAUGUGCACUUGUAAUCCCUAUCUAUCUAUCUAUCUAUCUAUCUAUCUAUCUAUCUAUCUAUCUAUCUAUCUAUUCUGCUUCAUUCUAUCUAUCUAUCUAUCUAUCUAUCUAUCUAUCUAUCUAUCUAUCUAUCUAUCUACUUCAUUCUGUUAUCUAUCUAUCUAUCUAUCUAUCUAUCUAUCUAUCUAUCUAUCUAUCUAUCUAUCAAGCUAG